Messenger RNA from Phoenix dactylifera (date palm), 2807 nucleotides. RefSeq names its product protein SOSEKI 3-like. NCBI's taxonomy places the organism in Eukaryota, Viridiplantae, Streptophyta, Magnoliopsida, Arecales, Arecaceae. The record is from RefSeq and is a predicted model, not a curated record.
AAAUAUGAUCAUUCCGAUUUUCAUAUUUAUCCCUUCCAAAUUCGGUCACGAAUCAAAUUCACCCUACAAGCAGAAACAGAAUGAGAAAGCCAAGGAGAGAAUUAAUGUUAAAAAGAUAGCGGAAUUACAUGGGCCAUGUCCCAUGAACUAUUUAUUUCCAAUGAUCCCAGUAGUGGAAGUCUUUCCAUCCAUAUCAAUGUGUGCAUGUGUCUGCGAAAGAAAGGGGGAGGACAGAGGCAAAGCAGCAGAAUGCCAGGUCCAGAAUCUUCUCCACUACAAAAGAUACAAUUGCUAACUCGCUAGAUUCUUCUGCUCCUUCAAACCCCCACCCCCCUCUGUGUGGUUCCAUCAACUUGCCCAUCUUCCCCUCUCUUUCCCCACUCGCCCUCCCAACUUCAGCUGUCUCCUCCCGGUUUCCUUUCGUUUAAUUGUUUAACAUGGCACGCUUUCCGUAAAUCUCGCUCUGCCAUCUGAUCAUCAUCUGGAAUCGGUUAAUAUGUCCAAACCCGCGGAUGGGAAACAACAGGAGCUUACAGUGUGGUACUUCCAUUGGCUGUCACGUUAUGGUAGUUGAACCUUGAACCAGUCUUCCUCCUUUUCUGCUCUCUCUCUCUCUCUCGACAGCCGCGCAGAAUUCCCUCCCACCUCCAUCAACCUCAGUAAUAUAGUAGACAAAUAGAAGAGGAGACUCCUCUCCCUCGAACUCCAAUCCCCUUCUUGCAGGAACUUGGUAGAAAGAGAAUGGAAGGACGACUUAGAAGAUAUGGAAACCAAACUAGUCCAGAGAGAACCAAAGUUUGGGUGGAGCCACCACCAAAACACCACCACCAGCACCAACACCAACAGCAGCAGCAGCAGCAGCAGCAGCAGCAGCAGGGUAGAAAGAUCCCGGUGGUGUAUUAUCUUUGCCGGAACCGCCACCUUGAGCACCCCCACUUCAUUGAAGUUCCUGUCUCCUCUCUCGAAGGUCUCUACCUCAGAGAUGUGAUCAAUAGGCUGAAUGUGCUAAGAGGAAAACGAAUGGCUUCCAUGUAUUCAUGGUCUUGCAAGAGGAGUUACAAGAAUGGAUUUGUGUGGCACGACCUCUCGGAGGACGAUCUGGUACUCCCGGGCCAGAACAAUGAGUAUGUCCUCAAGGGCUCCGAGCUCCUGGAUCAGUCCCCUCCAGAUCGGCACCACCGCGGCAUUGGCGACCCGAAGGUGCAGAACCAGAAGCACCCUCAGCAAGAAUCCCCCACCUCUUAUAGAACCCACGAAGCCUCCUCCUCUUCCUCCUCUCCCCCCACAGUGGUCAAGGAGGCGAAGCUUUCCCAGUACCCGCGGAUGCCGCCGCCCCUACAAGAAGGCGAGCUGUCGCCUGCCAGGCCGGGCUCCUCCGGGAACCUCUCCCCGGAUCCCGGCGGCAGAAUUACCCCUUCGUCGGAGAUGGGCUCCCCGAGCCUCGCCGAGUACCGGAUCUUCAAGCCAAUUGGAGCUCAGGAUGCUGCCACCCAAACCGAUGACAAUGGUGGAGGGAAGGCCCGUCGACCGAAUACCCGCACCGCCGGCGUCUCCACGGAGGAUGUCUCAUUUGGUGCUGAACUCGAUGGGAUUGGCGGCCACCGUCAUAACCGGAGCCCGCGGUCUAAGGAGAGGUUGGAGAUCGGCAGAGAUGAGAUUUCACCGCCGCUGACCUCGUCCGUCGCUUCUUCUUUAGGCGGGAAGAUGGAUACAUUGGAGAAUUUAAUAAGGGCUGAAGCAGCUACCAGGAUGAAAAGUUUUAGGAUAAUUGAAGACGAGGAAGUGCUUGCUCCCAUGAGGGCGAAGCUCAAGGCGACGAAUUUGUUGAUGCAGCUGAUCUCGUGCGGGUCGAUCUCUGUGAAGGGCCACCACCACAGCUUCGGUUUCGUGCCGACAUACCGGCCGAGGUUCACUCAAGCUAACUUCACCUUGCCGAUGUUUUCCAAUCCAAUGGUGCUGGGAGAGCUCGACUGCCGGUCAGACAAUUCGAGGGCGCCGGGGCUGCGGCUGGAAGAGAAGGAGUACUUUGGCAGGACCUUGAUUGAAGAUAAGAAGCACAAGGAGGAAAUGGGAGCUUCUUCCUCUGAUGAGGACAGGAGCUGCAAGACACCUGAUUCAGAGAGGGACAAAGAAAACAUAGCGGAUUCAAAACUUUCAAAAUGCCUCCCACGGACAAUCAAAAUCACAUCCUACAAGCAGUCCAGGAAUGAAAGAAUGGCAUCGCCUAUUUCGGAUGCAAGCAAUUCUUCAGCUGGGCCAGACUGCAGCAAACCCUCUCCUCUCAACUCAUCGAAAGUUGGAAGUAGAAUGAUCACUGAUACUUCCCCAGUCAAAGGAUCGUCUAUGAGGUUAGAAUCUUUCAAAGAUGAAAAGGAGAAGGUGAUCAAGAUUGAAGAAAGGCUUAAUUCUGGAGCUCGGGUUAUAAUUCAAUCUAGAUCUCUACGUGAAGAUAGUGAAGAUAGCUCUGGUUCACUAUAAGGAGCCAGUAUUUUUAUAUAUAUAUCACAAUUCUCAUUUCUUUGUCUACUGCUAUCUUCACAACUGACCAUGGAAUGGGGUUUGUUUGUAAUUUCUGAAAUAGCUGUGAGUGUCGUUUCAUUCAAUUUAUGACUUAUUUUGGUAGUUUUGGGUCAUUUUCUUCCUACAACCUUUACUACCUCAUCAAUUACCUGCCCACAAGGCAAUGGCAUUGUUUCAUUAGUCAUUUAUUGGUUUUAAGAUUCCUUCCAAGUGUAAAGGUCCUUUAUUUGGCAAUCAAUAUACUUCUGUUCAGUUUAAUGGGUAAGCUGGAUUCUUUAUUGGUUUUA